AUGUCCGACAACAGGGAGCUACUGCAAACCGGCUGCCAUGCCUAUAUCGAAGGCAUUCACACUUCAUAUGGAUACAUCCCAUCUCUAGGAGCAGGUAUUGCCUACUGCGUACUCUUCGGUCUCUCAAUGAUCAUCCACACAGUCCAAUUCACCUGGAAGCGACAAUGGUGGGCAAGCGUGUUUAGUGUUGGAUGUUUGGUCGAAGUAAUCGGCUGGGCCGGUCGUACCUGGUCAGCUAAAUGUCCAUACAAUGGAGAUGCCUUCAUAAUGCAAAUCUGCACCCUCAUCAUCGCCCCAACUUUCUUCACGGCAGGAAUCUACGUCCUCCUAGGUCGCUUCAUCCAACUCCUCGGCCCCAAAUCCUCCAUCUUAACACCGAAGUUAUACCUCUGGAUCUUCUGCACCUGCGACGUAAUCUCGCUCGUUGUCCAAGCUAUCGGCGGCGGUAUGGCCUCCCAACAAGCCGACAAAAUCGACGGCGACACCGCGCCCGGCACGCACAUCAUGGUCGCUGGCAUUGUCUUCCAGCUUUUCUCGAUCACCAUCUUUGUCUUCUGUGCGGCUGAUUUCAUCCGCCGGGUUAUGCGCAAGCGUCUGCUGAAGACGGUGAACGGCCCGGUUAUCCCCCUGUUCGCCGCGAUGAUACUAUCCAUCGUCUGUAUCUAUAUUCGGAGUAUAUAUCGUACGAUCGAGUUGUCGCAGGGAUGGGAUGGUUACCUCAUUACUCAUGAGACGUACUUUAUUGCGCUUGACGGAGCUAUGAUGGUUCUUUCGGUGGCUGUGUUUAAUGUGUUGCAUCCCGGAUGGAUGUUGCCUAGUGAGAAGCCUGAUUCAUAUAAGAUGGAGACGACUUCGGUUGAUCGAUCGGAAAGGUACCAGGGCCCACCUACUCACUGGUGA
Molecule: messenger RNA, 900 nt
Organism: Penicillium coprophilum
Lineage: Eukaryota; Fungi; Ascomycota; Eurotiomycetes; Eurotiales; Aspergillaceae
Product: RTA1 domain-containing protein
Exons: 3
Coding region: 1-900 (299 amino acids)
Cellular component (GO): fungal-type vacuole; plasma membrane
Source: RefSeq, a predicted model, not a curated record